Torulaspora globosa is the source of this 1434-nucleotide messenger RNA. RefSeq names its product Bik1p (gene BIK1). Bases 1 to 1434 code for a protein of 477 amino acids. The transcript has a single exon. NCBI's taxonomy places the organism in Eukaryota, Fungi, Ascomycota, Saccharomycetes, Saccharomycetales, Saccharomycetaceae. The record is from RefSeq and is a predicted model, not a curated record.
AUGAAUAGAUACCAGGACAAAAUAGGCUGUUUCGUUCACAUCCCGAACGUUGGCCGAGGACAGCUGAAAUACAUAGGACCGGUCGAUACGAAACCUGGGAUAUAUGUCGGUGUUGAUUUGUUGGCUAACAUUGGCAAGAAUGAUGGUAGUUUCAGGAGCAAGCGAUAUUUCAAUACUGAGUAUCCGCAAAGCGGGCUAUUCAUUCAGCUGCAAAAGAUAGCUUCGCUACUAGAUUCUGCACAGCCGGGACAACCAACGGCGUCCCGACGAAGUACUAUGGCACCAGAUUUGACGUUCGAUUCUGCUACGCGCGUGUGGAAUCGAGUGAGCAGCUCAGAGAGCACGGAAAGCACGGUUGUCAGACGGCAGAUCUCGUCUGACCCGCUGUCCCCGACUCCAGUCAGGGGAAUGUCUGGCAACAGCGUUCUAGAGAACGGCAGUCAGUCCGGGUUGCCGAAGCAACGAACUGCGACGAGGAAUGGGAACAUCCCAGACUUGGAAGAGAACGUUGAUCAUGAGCGGGAUCUUGACAUGGUUCCUCCUUCGUCAGUGCCCGGUCGUCGAACAGGCUCAGGAGAUCCAUCGUCCCACCUUCUAAAAGAAUAUCAACACAAGAUCGAGAGACAGGAUAGAGAAAUUCUACAGUUCAAGAGAUUGCUGGACGAUCAAAGAAUGGUACUGGAGGAUAUUCAACCCACCAUUGAUCACUACGAAUCUAGUCUGCGAGAAAUGGAGAAAGAAAUGGACACACUGCGGCGUCGACUGAAGAUAGAACAGGAACAACAACAGAAACAAAAACAGUUUUUCGAAACCGAACAUGAACAACUGUUGGCGGUGGUAGAGGAGCUGCAUGAAGAAAUCAAAGCUAACGAAGAGAGAGUAAUAAUGGCUCAAACGAGCCAAAAUAAUGGUUCCGAAUCAGUGCCGCAGCUUAGAAAGACAAUCAGCGAGCUGAUGGAGAGAGUUAACUUUUUGGAGGCGGCUCAGACGAAAUGGCUUAAGGAAAAAGAACAGUUGAAACUGCAGAACGAAUCUCUGAGCAAAGAGUACAGCUCCUUGAGCGGCGAGUAUCUUAGGGCUCAAGGUAAUAGCCAUGCUAACGUGGAUGCGGAUACGCAGAUGCUUCAACAAAAGCUUUACAACGCCAAUGUGAAGAUUGCGCAACUGGAGGACCUUUUGCAACAGCAGAGACAUAUGAGAUCGCCGACUUAUCGAGAUGACACAAAUAUUCACAAUUACCGCUCGGACACUGUCGAUUCCUUAGCGCUUUCAAGAUCCAAGACAAAGAUAGAAGCCGCAGCCGGCAAAGAAGCAUGGUGCGCGUUAUGUGAGAGAGAUGGCCACCAGAGCAUCGAGUGUCCCAACGAACUUCCACUGGCCUCCGAAAGGCAAGAGGACCUGCGCUCGCCGUCGAACGAUCAGCUUCUUUUCUAG